Messenger RNA from Cheilinus undulatus (humphead wrasse), 7494 nucleotides. It is a transcript of the gene adcy5, whose product is annotated as adenylate cyclase 5. Bases 1462 to 5055 code for a protein of 1197 amino acids. Lineage: Eukaryota; Metazoa; Chordata; Actinopteri; Labriformes; Labridae. The record is from RefSeq and is a predicted model, not a curated record. Gene Ontology annotation, cellular component: plasma membrane. The transcript has 21 exons. Gene Ontology annotation, molecular function: adenylate cyclase activity. Gene Ontology annotation, biological process: intracellular signal transduction; adenylate cyclase-activating G protein-coupled receptor signaling pathway; adenylate cyclase-inhibiting G protein-coupled receptor signaling pathway.
AAGAUAAUGUUGAAUUCCUCCAAACAAAUUCCCAUGAAAAUACCCCAAAACAAAUCCCUCCCAAAAAUUCCAAGCAGGUUUCUUCAACUUUGCGGGACAUUUGUCUGUAAAAUGACAGCAGAAAUGAUUGCUGUGUUGUAGGAAAGCCCUUAUGUAAUGUCCUCAUGUACAUGCAGCUUCUCAGGAGGAUAAAAUAGAACCAUCACAGCUCCAGGAUCAGUGAAGGUGUUUGAGGGUGGGGGUGUGUAUUCGUGGGGGUGUGUGACUGCCAUCCAGCUGUGCGUACAGACCCGCCCAUUCAUCGAAAGCGCCCGUGUGGUCGCAUAGCCCCUGUGACGCGGAUUGACCAGCCUUUCCUCCAAUGAAAACGAGUCAAAGCGUGACUCACCCUUCCCUUUAUCCAAUGGCAGCGCUGCAGAGAGGCGGCCUACAGGAAGCACACUUGGUUGAAUGGAUAUUGAAGCAGCAAUCAGCGGUAAAUAUGUUGUGAUGCCACGCUCCAAACAGACACCGAGCGGAUUGUACCGAGGCUACGGGAGCGCUCUGUGGCAAUGGAGGGACACUCCAUGACAAGAUACCGAGCUUCUACCCUUCUGCUGCUGUGUCUGUGCGGAUCGGUGUUUGUGCGCGCAGAGUGAAGCUGCAAAUCAAAUUAGGAGUCUCUCUCUAAGGGAUUGGGCAGUGAUGGACAGCUGUUGGACAUCGAUCUCUUGCAGAGGUUGACGCUAAAUUGACUGUUCCUGCUUCAUCAUGGACCGAGGAGCUGCUUUUUGCUGCUGUCAGGCGAGGAUGGUGAGGAGGAGAAGGAGCGGAUGAGUUUGCCUCUGAGCGUGGAUCGUGAUGAUGCUUUCUUGCCAAACGUGAGGCUCCCACAGCCGUACAGACUCCAACACAGGUGCAUUGGGAUAAAAAAAAAACUCAAUCAACAUGGGAUUCCCCUUUUUCUUCUCUCUCUCCACCUCCAUCGUUCCUGCCAUUAAACAUGUCCGCGGAUGUAAGGGGCUUGCGGAGUAAUUGAUGAUGUUGUGCUGUGAUCUGUGGGGACUAACUGAGUUGUGUAAUGGUUUUAUAUCAUCUAGAGCGCGCGCUGCCGUGCAACCUCUCCAUGGAUUGCUGUUAAUUGGGCCCAAUGAUGUAGAGCCAAGUCCACCUGGAUUUAAUAUUCCCUCCUGUAGUGGUGAAACUGACUCCCUUUUGACUUUUACGCAUGUUCGAUUGUUUUUAUUCCCAACGCUUUUCACCUCUCGUUGUUGUUGCUUUGGGUAAUUUCAUCUCUGAACAUUCUUAAAGGGUGGAUUCAAGUCGUAAUAGUUUGUGUUUGUUAGAUUUUAAGUGUCCAUGAUGGGGAAUUCGACUCAUAACCGAGAUUUAAUGAGCCCUAAGUAGUUUUGGGACGUCGUUUUUCAGUGGAUUAAACUUCCCCUGCAGCGUUUUUUCUGUCCCUGCCUCCUGUUAACUACUAUGUCCAGAUCAAACAGUGUCAGCCCACCCGGAAUCGGUGCGCCCGGGCUAAGGGGAGGGACCGAGCACAGAUCAGCUUGGGGAGAGUCUGAGUCUGUGGCCAACGGGUGCCCAUACUCAGCCAGAUCCCCACGCAAGAAGCUGAGCCGGGCCAACAGUCGGUGGAGGGACGAGGAUGAUCAGGAGCACAGGCAGCCCGGUAGAGCCUCCACCACCGUCAGCAGGGUCAGCUUCAGGUCCAGGUCGGCUUGGCAGGACCAUGGCGAGGAGAGCCGAGACAACAAACGCGCGUCCCCGAAGCGUCCAGACGGGGAGGUGAGACCCAAAUCCGUGGAGCUGGGUCUGGACGAUCGGAGAGCCAAGCCGAGGAGCGACGAAGAGGAGGUCAUGCCCGAAGUGAACUUUUCUCUCGUGGCGUGCUGCACCAGCGUCAUGCACAUUUUCAAAUCCAAGAAAUUCCAAUCGGAGAAGUUGGAACGGCUCUACCAGCGCUACUUUUUCCGCCUCAACCAGAGCAGUCUGACUAUGCUCAUGGCCGUGCUGGUGCUGGUCUUCACGGUCAUGCUGGCCUUCCACUGCUCCGGUGGCACGGGGAGGCCGAACGUCACUUACGUGGUGGUGUUUUCCGUGGCUAUCUUCCUCACGCUCGUGCUCAUGGUGGUGUGCAACAGGAACGCGUUUCACCAGGACCAUAUGUGGAUUGUAUGCUAUGUGGUCAUCCUGGUGGUACUCGUGAUCCAGGUGAUCGGAGUGCUGCUCGUGCAGCCCAGAAGUGCCUCAGAAGGGAUUUGGUGGACCGUGUUCUUCAUCCAUGUCAUCUACACUCUGCUGCCAGUCAGGAUGCGCGCGGCUGUCAUCACUGGAGUUAUUCUUUCUGCCAUCCACGUGGCUGUUUCGUGGAUGUUAAACGGCGUGGACAACUUUGUGUGGAAACAGAUAGUGUCCAACGUUCUGAUCUUCUCCUGUACAAACAUUGUGGGCGUGUGCACCCAUUACCCCGCUGAGGGCUCCCAGAGGCAGGCCUUCCAGGAGACCAGGGAAUGCAUCCAAGCUCGCCUCCACUCUCAGAGGGAGAAUCAGCAGCAGGAGCGUCUCCUGCUCUCAGUGCUUCCCCGCCAUGUUGCCAUGGAGAUGAAGGCUGACAUAAAUGCAAAGCAGGAAGACAUGAUGUUUCACAAGAUCUACAUCCAGAAGCACGACAAUGUCAGCAUCUUAUUUGCAGACAUCGAGGGUUUCACCAGUCUGGCCUCUCAGUGCACGGCUCAGGAGCUGGUGAUGACUCUGAAUGAACUCUUUGCCCGUUUUGACAAACUGGCCGCGGAGAACCACUGUCUGAGGAUAAAGAUCCUAGGAGACUGCUACUACUGUGUGUCUGGGCUGCCAGAGGCGCGGGCCGACCACGCCCACUGCUGUGUGGAGAUGGGGCUGGACAUGAUAGAGGCCAUCUCGCUGGUACGGGAGGUCACCGGGGUGAAUGUGAACAUGAGAGUGGGCAUCCAUAGUGGCAGGGUGCACUGUGGGGUGCUGGGACUCAGGAAGUGGCAGUUUGACGUCUGGUCCAAUGACGUCACGCUUGCCAAUCAAAUGGAGGCUGGAGGCAAAGCCGGACGGAUCCACAUCACUAAAGCCACUCUGAAUUAUCUAAACGGGGACUACGAUGUGGAGGCCGGAACAGGAGGAGAGAGAAACGCCUACCUGAAGAAAAACAACAUAGAAACCUACCUCAUUGUGGGCUGCAGUCAGAAAAGGAAAGAAGAAAAAGCUAUGAUAGCCAAAAUGAACCGACAGAGGACCAACUCUGUCACCCACAACAGCGGCCACUGGACCGACCGUCCCUUCUACAACCACCUGGGAGGAAACCAGGUCUCCAAGGAGAUGAAGAGGAUGGGCUUUGAAGACCCCAAAGACAAACAUUCCAUUUUCAGAAACACGCAGGAGAACCUGAACCCAGAGGACGAGGUGGACGAGUUCCUGGGCCGGGCCAUUGAUGCACGCAGCAUCGACCGUCUGCGCUCUGAACAUGUCAAGAAGUUCCUCCUCACCUUCAGAGAGCCUGACCUGGAGAAAAAGUACUCCAAACAGGUAGACUCCAGGUUCGGGGCUUACGUGGCAUGUGCCUCCCUCGUCUUUCUCUUCAUCUGCUUCAUCCAGAUUGUCACCGUACCUCCCUCAAACCUGAUGAUCGGCUUCUUCAUCACUUGUUUUCUUAUCCUCAUGGCUGUCAUGUUCGUCUCUACCGUGUACUGCUGCUUUGGGCUCUUCCCAGCCCCCCUGCAGAUGUUCUCUAAGAGUAUAGUCCAGUCCAGACUGCACAGCACGCUCGUGGGCGUCUUCACUAUCAUCAUUGUCUUUCUUUCUGCUUUCAUCAAUAUUUUCACCUGCAGCAGCCAUGACCUGCGCAGCUGCAUUAAAGAUGAGCUGAAUAUCAGCGUUAGCAGCGUGAACGCCUGUCAUGCACACCUCCUAAACUACAGUCUGGACACACGGCACAACUCCUAUGGAAACAACACCCUCAUUUGCAGCUUUCCCGAGUACUUCUCGUCCUGCGUUCUGCUCAGCCUGCUGGCCAGCUCUGUCUUCCUGCAGGUCAGCAGCAUUGGUAAACUCUUCCUCAUGCUCUUCAUCGAGCUGCUCUACCUCCUCAUCAUGGAGGUGCCCAAAGUAAACCUCUUUGACAACCAGGACCUGCUGGUUAUGGCCAAUGCUGUCAACAUUGUUGAGCACAUCAAUGGAACAAGCUGUGUGGUGGACAGCAAGGUUCCUCUGAAGAUCAUGACCCCGGUGGUUAUCACAGUCUUCGUCCUCGCCCUUUACCUUCACGCACAGCAGGUGGAAUCAACGGCCAGGCUCGACUUCCUGUGGAAGCUACAGGCUACAGAAGAGAAGGAGGAGAUGGAGGAGCUGCAGGCCUACAACCGCCGUCUACUCCACAACAUCCUUCCCAAAGACGUGGCCGCACACUUCCUGCAGCGAGAGCGGCGUAACGACGAGCUCUACUACCAGUCCUGUGAGUGUGUGGCGGUCAUGUUCGCCUCCAUCAGUAACUUCUCUGAGUUCUACGUGGAGCUGGAAGGCAACAACGAAGGAGUGGAGUGUCUGCGGCUGCUCAACGAGAUCAUCGCUGACUUUGACGAGAUCAUCAGCGAGGAACAGUUCAGACAGCUGGAGAAGAUAAAAACCAUCGGCUCCACCUACAUGGCGGCCUCCGGCCUCAACGACUCCACAUACGAUAAGGCAGGACGCUCACACAUCCGCGCCCUGGCCGACUAUGCCAUGAGACUGAUGGACCAAAUGAAAUACAUCAAUGAACACUCCUUUAACAACUUCAAGAUGAAGAUAGGUCUCAACAUCGGCCCUGUGGUUGCUGGAGUGAUCGGGGCCAGGAAGCCUCAGUAUGACAUCUGGGGGAACACGGUAAACGUGGCGAGUCGAAUGGACAGCACAGGUGUACCAGAGAAGAUCCAGGUAACAGCAGACCUGCACCAGGUCCUGAGCUCCUAUAACUACACACUGGAGUACAGAGGUGUGGUCACCGUCAAAGGCAAGGGAGAGAUGAUGACCUAUUUCCUCACCUCUGGACCAUCGAGCAGUUAACCCCAACUAUGACUCAAAUAGAAAUCUGACAUGACGAUCAGGUUUACGGACCUCACGGUGGACUGACACUAACUGAAGUGUCCCUUCUCUGGAUGUCAGUACCUUCUAAGGCCACAGUGGAGUUGGGUGGUAAAUUUACCCUAAAGCUCAGCCUGUGGAGGAGACAAUGAGCACCUCAAUCUGCCAUUGAGACCAAAGAUGUCCAAUGAAGGCGGACAGUACGGACAGAUUUUUCCAGCUGUGCAAGUCGGGGUCCUUAAGGAAAAUGCGCUUAUUUGGUGAUUUUCUGAGGACAAACGUGGACAUGAACUACAUCACUUCCUCUCUUUCUCUUUGCCUUCUCCUGCUGAAGUGUAUAUGUACAUGUAAAACACAGAGUUUUAUGUGUAUGUAUAUGAUUUUAAGUACUGUAUGUGAAACACAUUUUGUCGUGAUACAGGUACAAAACUGCAGUGUGGACACUCAGCCAGCAACUAUUUCCAAUAUCUAAUCACAUUACAUUGAUACGCAGAUAAAUGGAGGCAGUAUGUUGAUGAGUGUGUCUUACAGGGAGAGUGACAGUCAGAUUGUUUAUCGUACGAUCAGAGAGAAAACGUUCCAGUGUUUACAGAAAGCUUCAGUGCAGGAGUAUAAAUUCACAAACAUACACGGCAGUAUCGUCAGCGUAUAAACACACCAAACACAAAGAGGAUGUCACUGAAGAGCUUUUCUAUUCUUCGACGUUUUGUAUUUUGACUUCAGAACACCAAACCUGAUCAGAUAUUUUAAGAUUCUAUAUUUUGUACAUUAAUAUAUUAGAGAGCUAUCUUUAAACACCAAUGUGUAUUCAGAUGUAGAUACUGUAUCACUCUCAUGCUGGGACUUCUGAACUCUUCACAGGUGUCGCCUGGUCUGAGCAUUUUUGCCACAGCUGAGGUCCCGUAAAUCCCAGCAGAAUGCCUGCUCUUCUUGCUCUUCUCACCAAAAUGAGCACUUUAGGUCUGCAGGAAGUCGAGCGUUUCUGAUGAUACCCCUUCACUGGUCUGCUAGAAUCUCAUGUUGAGAAGGAAAUGUCAAACUGAGUGCUCUGAAAGAUGGACUAGAUGACAGCAGUCUUUGGGCACUCUGGUUCAUUCAGCCGUCCACCUCUUCUUGCGUUGCCCUGCCCCUCCCUCUCUUUGCUUGCUCAAUCAGAUGGUAUGACCCAAUGAAUGUCCAAUGAUCUCCGAUGAGGCCUUUAAUAUGAACUCUGACAGUGGUGAGGAUGCUCAUUCUAUGGACUGGGGCAGAUGAGUCCACGUGAAAGUGUGUCCUCUCCUGCCAUUUUGCUUUUUCUUAUCAGAGCUGUUUUCUUCAGUAUUACAGUGUCACUCAACAUUAGCAGCAAACUGUCUUUCACCUGCCUUGAUUCAUAGACUUUGGAGUUUUUUGUUUUCUUAGUGAAGUUCUUACCAAACAUUACAGCUGGUUCUGUUUGUCUUGGCCGGGUCAGAAAGUGCAGCAAACAUUUAGAUGGAAACUCAAGUUUCUUACAUAAUAAAUAAAACAUAGUGAGUCCAGCAUCCUAGUAGUUUAACGAAUCUAUAAAUUAAUAUCUGAUUAUAUCACUCCCCAACCUUUCUGACAUCCUAAAUGUAGUUUUUAAGCACGCAUUUCUCAAAGGUGUGAGAAUUAAAGAAAACUGGGUUAGGAUUGACUUAAAAUCAAUUAAAGUGAAAGUGCCACCAGAAUACGUUAAGACAUUAUCAGUGUUCAAUACGGAUAUGUUUAAUGGUCAAUAUAUAUGCGAAUAGUAUCUUUUCAUACAAAUAAAUCCUAGCUAGAUUUAAAAAGCUAAUUUGAUAUCUAAUUAACCCUCUACAGCUCUGAUUGGCCAGCUGAAAUUUCCUUUUUUUUGAGUCUGACCAAUCAGAGCUCUCCCUGCUGCCUUUGUUUUGGUCAAAUGUGGCAUAAUAGGGAUGCACAAUAGUGUUUUUUUUUUUUUUUUUUUUAAUAUUCUGAGCUUUAGAUAUUUGUUUUAGCCAAUACCAGUGACCCAGUAUGACCUGUUAAUGAAAUAAAUUCAUCUUAUUGUUUAUUACGAUGCCCAUUUGUUUUGGCACAUGAAAACAGUCAUUCAUACCAGGAUCUGUAACAGAGCUGACAAUCAGAUUAGCAUGAUUGUUCCCUAAGACUUGUUCUUAAGUUCCUGAAUAAAACAAAAAACACAUUCUUCCCAAAGGGGAAAAAAAUGAAAGCUGUUGUAUUUCACAACUCAAAUUCCAGUCUUUUUUACACACUUUAAAGUUUGAGGAAUGAGGAAAAGAAAGAAUAAAAGUUAAGCUGAGGUAGCUAUGUUGAUUCUGCUUAAAAUUGCACAACUUAUUCAUACACUUAGCCGAUAAUCACGGCUCAUAUAAACUUAAAACAAAAAAUAAGGAAAUUUGUGUUUGGAACAUUAUUUCUUUGUUGUAACAAUGC